GGCCGGCAGCUGCAGGCGGCCGGCUGGGGAGCUUCCUCCCGCGGCCGGGCAGGCGUCGCUGUUGCGGCCGGGGGUGCCGCUCAGGCUGGGGCUGGCCGGGUGCGGCCUCGGGGCUGCCCAUGGGGCGCGGGGGGCCGGGCCGGUGACGCCGGACGCCCAUGGACGCCCCUGAGGAGCCGCUGCCGCCGGUGAUCUACACCAUGGAGAACAAGCCCAUCGUCACCUGUGCUGGAGAUCAGAAUUUAUUUACCUCUAUAUACCCAACGCUUUCCCAGCAGCUGCCGAGAGAACCGAUGGAAUGGAGAAGGUCCUAUGGCCGGGCUCCCAAGAUGAUUCACCUAGAAUCCAACUUUGUGCAGUUCAAGGAAGAGUUGCUGCCCAAAGAAGGAAACAAAGCUCUACUUACUUUCCCCUUUCUUCACAUUUAUUGGACAGAAUGCUGUGAUACUGAAGUGUAUAAAGCUACAGUAAAAGACGACCUUACCAAGUGGCAGAAUGUUCUGAAAGCUCAUAGCUCCGUGGACUGGUUAAUAGUGGUGGUUGAAAAUGAUGCCAAGAAAAAAAACAAAACCAACAUCCUUCCUCGCACUUCUAUUGUGGACAAAAUAAGAAAUGAUUUUUGUAAUAAACAGAGUGACAGGUGUGUUGUGCUCACCGACCCCCUGAAGGACUCUUCUCGAACUCAGGAAUCCUGGAAUACCUUCCUGACCAAACUCAGGACAUUGCUUCUUAUGUCUUUUACCAAAAACCUAGGCAAGUUUGAGGAUGACAUGAGAACCUUGAGGGAGAAGAGGACUGAGCCAGGCUGGAGCUUUUGUGACUAUUUCAUGGUUCAGGAGGAACUUGCCUUUGUGUUUGAGAUGCUGCAACAGUUUGAAGAUGCCCUGGUGCAGUAUGAUGAGCUGGACGCCCUGUUUUCUCAGUACGUGGUCAACUUCGGGGCUGGCGAUGGUGCCAACUGGCUGACUUUUUUCUGCCAGCCGGUGAAGAGCUGGAAUGGAUUGAUCCUCCGAAAGCCCAUAGAUAUGGAGAAGCGUGAAUUGAUACAGAGGCAAGAAGCUACCCUGUUAGAUCUGCGCAGUUACCUGUUUGCUCGCCAGUGCACCCUGCUCCUCUUCCUGCAGAGGCCGUGGGAGGUGGCUCAGCGCGCCCUAGAGCUGCUGCACAGCUGUGUGCAGGAGCUGAAGCUCUUGGAAGUCUCUGUCCCGCCCGGCGCCCUGGACUGCUGGGUGUUUCUGAGCUGCCUGGAGGUGUUGCAGAGGAUAGAAGGCUGCUGUGACCGGGCGCAGAUAGACUCGAACAUUGCCCACACUGUGGGUUUAUGGAGCUAUGCCACAGAGAAGCUAAAGUCCUUGGGCUACCUGUGUGGGCUUGUGUCUGAAAGAGGACCUAACUCAGAAGACCUCAAUAGAACAGUUGAUCUUUUGGCAGGUUUGGGAGCUGAGCGACCCGAAACAGCCAACACAGCUCAGAGUCCUUAUAAGAAACUCAAAGAGGCAUUGUCAUCAGUAGAAGCUUUUGAGAAACACUACUUAGAUCUGUCCCACGCUACCAUUGAAAUGUAUACAAGUAUUGGGAGGAUUCGGUCUGCUAAGUUUGUUGGAAAGGAUCUGGCAGAGUUUUACAUGAGGAAAAAGUCUCCACAGAAGGCCGAGAGCUAUCUUCAAGGGGCACUGAAGAAUUACUUGGCCGAGGGCUGGGCGCUCCCUAUCACACACACAAGGAAGCAGCUGGCCGAAUGCCAGAAACACCUUGGACAGAUUGAGAACUACCUGCAGACCAGUAGCCUUUUAGCCAGCGACCAUCACUUAACUGAAGAGGAACGGAAGUAUUUCUGCCAAGAGAUACUCAACUUUGCCAGCCGACAGGCAGAUAGCCCAGGUCACAAAAUCGUACUCCCUAUGCAUUCUUUUGCACACCUGAGAGACCUCCGCUUUGCCCCCUCCAAUGCCGUGGUCCACGUGGGCGGCGUUUUGUCUGUGGAGAUAACCGUGUGCAGUCUGAUGCCCAUCCCUGUCCACGUGGAACAGAUCACCAUCAGUGUCCACUUCAGCAUUGAGAAAAACAGCUACCGGAAGACGGCUGAGUGGCUUACCAAGCACAAGACGUCUAAUGGGAUUAUUAACUUUCCGGUGGAGACCUUGCCUUUCCCGGCCUCUCAGAACAGUUUGCCGGCUCUGGAGUUGUAUGAGAUGUUUGAGAGAAGCCCUUCUGACAACUCCUUGAACACCACAGGGAUUAUAUGCAAAAACGUUCACAUGCUCCUGAGAAGGCAGGAAAGCAGCGCUGCUCUGGACUCGCCCUCAGGGGUGGCUCUGGAGGAGGGGGCCCAUGUGCUGAAGUGUGGCGGUGUGACUCUGGAACCAGGGGCCAACACGAUAACGUUCAGGACGCAGGCCAAGGAGCCUGGGACGUACACGCUGCGGCAGCUGUGCGCCUCGGCGGGCCCCGUGUGCUUCGUCCUCCCGCACCUCUACCCGCUGGCACAGUAUGACGUGUACUCCCAGGAGCCACAGUUGCACGUGGAGCCGCUGGCCGAUAGUCUUUUGGCUGGUAUUCCUCAGAAGGUCAAGUUCACUGUCACUACUGGCCAUUACACAGUAAAAAACGGGGACAGCCUCCAGCUCAGCAAUGUGGAAGCCAUGCUCAUCCUGUGCCAUGCAGACAACAGAGCAGUGAUCUAUUCUAACACGAGAGAAAAGGCUUCUGAGGCGUCACUCCGCGUUCAGUCGUCCGACAAAGUCACAAGUAUCAGUCUGCCGGCUGCGCCUGCAUACCACAUGAUCGAAUUUGAACUGGAAGUCCUGUCCUUACCUUCAGCUCCAGCAGCUGGAGGGGAGAGCAACACGCUGGGGGUGACAGAGGCCCAAAGGAAGCAUAAGGACACGCAGAAAGCUGGCUGCUGCAUGGCUACCACGGACCACAAAGUGUCCAUCGAAUGCCCGUGGUCCAUCUACUCCACCGUCAUCGUGCUGACAUUCAGCAUGCCCUUCAGGACCACACACGCUCUGCUGUCCUCAGGGACACGGAAAUAUAUUCAAGUUUGUAUCCAGAAUCUGUCGGAACUUGACUUCCACCUGUCAGAUAGUGAUCUUGUAGACAUCGGGGACAGCACUGACCUGCAGCUCCUGCCGCUGAACGUGGAAUCGCAGCAGCACAUCUGCAGCCAGCAGUCGGUGUUCUUCGUCUGGGAGCUGGCAUGGACACGGGAGCCGCCCCCUUCGCUGCGUGCCCGCUUCUCCGUGGGGUUCCGCCCAGCCUCUGAGGAACGACUGUCCAUCUCCCUAAAGCCCUAUACUUAUGAAUUUCAAAUGGAAAAUUUUUUUACGUUGUAUAACGUCAAAGCUGAGAUUCUGCCACCUGCGGGGACGGAGCUCUGUAGGACAGGCUCACUGUGCGCCCUGGAGGUGUCCAUCACGCGCCUCUCGGACCUCCUGGAGGUGGACAGGGACGAAGCACUGACAGAAUCUGACGAGUAUUUUUCCACCAAGCUCAUGUAUGAAGUGGUCGACAACAGUAGCAAUUGGGCAGUGUGCGGGAAAAGUUCCGGAGUCAUCUCCAUGCCUGUGGUCGCUCAGGCCACGCACAGAGUCCACAUGGAGGUGAUGCCCCUGUUUGCGGGCUACCUGCCCCUUCCCGACGUCAGGCUGUUUAAGUACCUCCCGCAUCACUCUGCACACUCCUCACAACUGGAUGCUGAUAGCUGGAUAGAAAACGACAGCCUGUCAGUGGACAAGCAUGUGGAUGACCAGCUGGACAGCAGCAGCAUCAAGAGCAGGGGCAGCGUGCACUCGGCCGCCAGCAGCGAGCACAAAGGCUUGCCCAUGCCCCGGCUGCAGGCGCUGCCGCCUGGCCAGGUCUUCAACUCCAGCACAGGCGCGCAGAUCCUGGUCAUCCCCAGCAAAGAUGACCAUGUUCUUGAAGUCAGUGUCACAUGACCACUCCUCGGCUGACGUGCCCAGACCCUGUGUGAAUGCACUCGACGGGAUCCUGACUCGCUUGUUCUCCAUUGUAACAUUCUAGCUCUAACCAGGCCUGGGGACUCUGCAUGGCCACAGGGGUCUCAGUGCACGGUUGGCCAGCAGAGUCCUACGUUAAGUUUGUGUUGUCAGUGGUGUAAGGUCACUUAUUACUUUCUCAUCCCCCUGUCCCUGUGCUGGUGUCUUCCAGUGCUGGCCCAGAGCCCGCUUCCUUACCCCUCGCUCCCUGCCCACGCGCGCCCUUUAGAGGGGUCUCCCACCGGGCGGCCUUCAGUCUGCCGGUCCUUCACGGGGGUUGUGUGUCCUCCAGGGAGACACUCAGCAGGCCUUGCGGUCUUAUCAGUGACACGUGUGUGCCUUUCCGGUCACACGGCUGCCCAAUUUUCUGGACCUGGUGGAUUUGUCAGUCUCCUAAGGAGUAACAUAGUCCUUUACCUCAGCUCAUCUAGUUGUGCUUUUCUAGAAAA
This is a messenger RNA of Pteronotus mesoamericanus, 4447 nucleotides long. RefSeq names its product trafficking protein particle complex subunit 10 (gene TRAPPC10). The record is from RefSeq and is a predicted model, not a curated record. The coding region runs from base 159 to 3938 and encodes 1259 amino acids. Gene Ontology annotation, biological process: intra-Golgi vesicle-mediated transport; early endosome to Golgi transport. NCBI's taxonomy places the organism in Eukaryota, Metazoa, Chordata, Mammalia, Chiroptera, Mormoopidae. The transcript is spliced from 23 exons. Gene Ontology annotation, cellular component: TRAPPII protein complex.